AUGGGUCGUCGUCCCGCCCGCUGCUACCGUUACUGCAAGAACAAGCCCUACCCCAAAUCACGGUAUAACCGUGGUGUCCCUGAUCCUAAAAUCAGGAUCUUCGACCUCGGCCGUAAACGUGCUUCUGUCGACGAGUUCCCCUUCUGCUGCCAUCUUGUCUCUGAUGAGUACGAGCAGCUGAGCUCUGAGGCCCUGGAAGCAGCUCGCAUUUGCGCCAACAAGUACGUCACCAAGACAUCCGGCAAGGAUUCGUUCCACAUGCGCGUCCGUGUGCACCCAUUCCACGUCAUCCGCAUUAACAAGAUGUUGAGUUGUGCUGGCGCUGAUCGGCUACAAACCGGUAUGCGUGGUGCUUGGGGUAAGCCCUACGGCACUGUCGCCCGUGUCAACAUCGGCCAGAUCAUCCUCUCUAUCCGCUGCAAGGAAUCCAAUGCUGCUGUCAUCCAAGAGGCUCUCCGCCGUGCACGGUACAAGUUCCCCGGCCGUCAGAAAAUCAUUGUCUCGAAGAAGUGGGGCUUCACGAAUGUGGCCCGUGAGGACUACAUGAAGCUCAAGGAGGAGAAGAGAGUGGUGCAGGAUGGAGCUUAUGUACAGUUUAUUCGUGCUAGAGGCCCCUUGGAGCAGAACUUGCGUUCUCAGCUCAAAGCUUAG
This is a messenger RNA of Suillus subalutaceus, 651 nucleotides long. Its product is annotated as ribosomal protein L10e/L16. Lineage: Eukaryota; Fungi; Basidiomycota; Agaricomycetes; Boletales; Suillaceae. The coding region runs from base 1 to 651 and encodes 216 amino acids. Gene Ontology annotation, biological process: translation; ribosomal large subunit assembly. Gene Ontology annotation, cellular component: ribosome; cytosolic large ribosomal subunit. Gene Ontology annotation, molecular function: structural constituent of ribosome. The transcript is spliced from 4 exons. The record is from RefSeq and is a predicted model, not a curated record.